GAUAUUAAUCAAUCCACAAUCCACCCAAUGAUAAGUGCCAUUAGUGGGGAUACCAACAAACGUAAAUUGAGUUCAAAAAGAAAGGCACUAAAACAGAAAGUAAUAUGUCUGCAUACCUUAUGCCAUAUCAUUUUGAGGUUGUGCAAUGUGGACUUUGCUUUUUCUUCCACCACCAACCCAAAGGUCAUAAACCUUAAACCCCCCACCAUAUUUAACCUUCAUCAUCUUCUUCACGAGGAAAGCAAAAAACUGCUUUCAAUGGAGGGGAACACCUCCUCAUCUGAAUCAACUACAGUCCAAUCGACGACGCCAUGGAUAAUUGACACAGUUUUGCUGAUUCUCUUGAUCAUACUUAUCUUCUUGCUCUUUAUGUGCUACCUUAUGCCUUCUUUUCUCUACAACGCAUCUGAUUUUCUCCAACCCAGUUCAAUAAAGAAGUGUGUGGAUUACUUCGAUGUCUUACUCAUAAUCAUUGCAAUUUCAAGUCAUCUCUUAUCCAGGUAUGGAUCUAGAUCUAGUAGUGACAAUGACACCACUAGUGACAGAGACAACGAGAUAGUCACUUCACAAGCUGACACAUAUUCAUCUGAAGAGAAGUUUUAUGAUGCUCAACAGAAAUUUGGUGAAGGGGGAUUGAAAAGGAUCAGCAACUCUUACCCAGAUUUGAGAAACGAAUCACUUUGGGGAAUUGAAGAUUAUGGAUUCAAAUUCUUUGAUGACUUUGAUGUUGACAUGUACCGUCCGGUUCAAGUUGCUGAUAAUUGUAACUGCACAAGACGUAGAAGUAGAAGAAAGAAGAAGGUAGCAGAUUCUAAUGUGAAAGAAAUUCAGGUCGUACAUCCGCCUACUCCACCAAAAUCACCUCCCCCUGAGGAUUCAGUACCGGUCCAAACAUCUCAGAUUCAAGAUCACAAGGAAAUCCAAACCCUGCCCACUGAAAUUUGGAACUUUUCAGAAGAGGGUAUGUCGACAACAAAGAGUGGUAUGAAGAAGAGCAGCUCAGCGAAAGAUUUGGCUAAUCUAAUAGCUUCAUCGUUUAUUAACCAAAGAGAACGGAAAAGGAAGCAGAAGAUGAGAAACCUUCAAUCAAAUCAAAACGAGUCUUCACUUUCCGCAUCGAAGGUCCCACCGCCGCCGCCGCCACCGCCUCCACCGUCCAUCUUCUACAACCUAUUCAAAAGGGGAAGGAAAAUUAAGAAAAUGGUUAAUUCUGCACCACCGCCGCCGCCGCCUCUGCCGCAGCGUUCCGUAUUCAACAAUCUGUUCAAGAACGGCAACGUGAGCAAACAGUUCCAAUCAAUAACCGGAUCGGCUCUACCUCUGCCGCCGAGUUCUGUUAUCAAGAGCAAACAGUUACAAUUAGUAUCUGCAUCAGCUCAAUAUUCAAUCUUCAACAAUACCCUUCAAUCUGGUACCGAAUUCAAGCGAUUCAACUCAGUCUCUUCUCCACCUUCGCCUAAGCCGCCACUGAUAUCGCAAAAGACGAUGAACUAUAACGACGAAGACCAAUCGCCUGCAGUCCAUAUUCAGUUGCUGCUGCCGCCGCCGCCGCCUCUCUCUGAACUAGAAUUGGCGGAGGAAAUUGACCGGCCUUCUUUCGGCUCUCCCCCCGACGUGGAAGAAGACGUCAAUAGUGUUUCGUCUGAAUCUACUACGGCCGGAAGAGAUGUAUCUGGAUGGAUGAUUUGUCCAACUCCAGAUGUGAAUAUGAAGGCCGAUACAUUCAUUGCAAGACUCCGAGGUGAAUGGAAGACAGAGAUCAUGAAUUCCUUGAGAGAGGGGGGAGAGAGUUCUGGGAUUUAGACCCAUCAAUGAGACCGAUCAUCAAAAAUCUUAACUUUUGCAGAGUUUGUUGUAGCCCAAUAAAUUUUUCCAAGAAAAAUAUAUCAAAAUUGCAACUUUUUGUU
Molecule: messenger RNA, 1907 nt
Organism: Impatiens glandulifera
Lineage: Eukaryota; Viridiplantae; Streptophyta; Magnoliopsida; Ericales; Balsaminaceae
Exons: 1
Coding region: 28-1803 (591 amino acids)
Source: RefSeq, a predicted model, not a curated record